CCAGGGACCGGACAGCCCCGGACAGCCCCGGACAGCCCCGGACAGCCGCGCUGCGGGCGAGCGGGGACCACAGGCACCACGGGGACCGCAGGUACCAGGGCUGACCCUGUUGUGUUGGGGGGGUCACAAAAAGAGAGGGAGAACAAGGGAUGGGGACCCCCAUAGUCCUGACCCUACUGGUGUCAUUGGUCCCAUUACUGGGGGAGCGAGGAGAAGCUUGGGGACAUUUGGGGACAUUUGUGCCACCGGUGGGCUGGCACCGGAUGAACGCCCUGAUAGGGGAUGGGGGCUCGGUGGUGAUUUGGGGAGGGCGCUGAGCCCCCCCAGGAGGAGGCUGCAUGCCCACUGGGGGGUCUGUCCCCCAUGGGCACGGUGCCCCCAUUCCCCGGUGCUGACCCCCGGUCCCGCAGCGCGGCCAUGGGCGAGUGGGGCUUCCUGAGCUCGCUGCUGGACGCGGUGCAGGAGCACUCGCCCAUGGUGGGCCGCUUCUGGCUGGUGGUGAUGCUCCUCUUCCGCAUCCUGGUGCUGGCCACGGUGGGCAGCGACGUCUUCGAGGACGAGCAGGAGGAAUUCGUCUGCAACACCCAGCAGCCGGGCUGCAAGCCGGUGUGCUACGACGCCGCCUUCCCCAUCUCCCACUACCGCUUCCUCGUCUUCCACGUCGUGGUGCUCUCGGCGCCCGCCGCCCUCUUCGUCAUCUUCGCCGUGCACCAAGCGGCCAAACCGGGGCGCGGGGGGACCCCGGGGGACCGUGCCCGUCGCCUGCAGGUUUUUUACGUGGGCAGCGUGGUGGCUCGCAUCGCGGCCGAGCUGGCUUUCCUGCUGGGCCAGGCGCUGCUCUACGGUUUUCGGGUGCAGCCCCUCUUCGUGUGCCGCAGCCGGCCCUGCCCGCACCGCGUCGACUGCUUCGUCUCCCGGCCCACCGAAAAAACCGUCUUCAUCCACUUCUACUUCGUGGUGGGCUUGGUGUCGGCGCUGCUCAGCCUGGCCGAGCUCGCCCACCUCCUGCGCAAGAGCCGAGAGCCCCGAGCCCCCCCCGAAGCCCCCGGCCAGGGGAGCGGGCACCAGCCCCCGGGCAGCCGGCGGGGGUCCCGGAGGAGCCGUGCCCCCCGCCACGAGGAGCCCUGGCUGUGUAGUUUGGUUGGGGGGUGGGGGGGAGAGGAGGGGGCUGCCAUCGCUGGCACGAGUUGUGGCCGUUCUCAGCCGUGGCGGUGGUGGGGAAGCGGCUGCACUGUGCCCCCCCCGGUGCCCCCCGCCCCCGGUUCCUGUUGUGGGCGGCGGAUGGGCCUCACCCGGCGGCUGCUGGAAAGAAAAACGGACAAAAAGGAAAACAAACAGGUCCCUGACCCCCCCUGCUGACGCCCCCCCCGUCCAAAUCCCAAAGUCCUGCUCUGGCCACGUGCCACGAGCGCGCCGGGGCUGGCCCCUGGCACAUUGAGGGGGGGGACGGGCACGGCUUUUUGGGUGCCCAAAGGACUUCCCCAGCUCAAAUUUUGGGGACAGACAAGGCUAAGGAGGGAAGAUGCCCCCCCCCACCCUACCCCACAGUGAGGCUACAUCAGGACUGUGACACCCCCAACCCAAAUCUCCCCCCCCAGAUGCCCCCAUAUCAAGAACGAGCCGGGCACUAGAAUAAAUAAACUUUAUUCUGGAGCCAGUCCCCCCCCCAUCCCCGCGUCCUCCCCGUGCCGGCCGGGCCGGGUCCCGCUCCCCACGGGGGCGAGGACCCCGCAGCCCCCGCCCCACCCUGGGGGGGGGAGGCCAGGGCAGGGUCCCACCCGGCCCCCCCCGACUCUAAAACCACUAAAAUCUCAACAACAACAA
Molecule: messenger RNA, 1824 nt
Organism: Anas platyrhynchos (mallard)
Lineage: Eukaryota; Metazoa; Chordata; Aves; Anseriformes; Anatidae
Gene: GJD3
Product: gap junction protein delta 3
Biological process (GO): cell-cell signaling
Cellular component (GO): connexin complex
Molecular function (GO): gap junction channel activity involved in AV node cell-bundle of His cell electrical coupling
Source: RefSeq, a predicted model, not a curated record